AUGGAUUCUCAGGAAGCUUCUCUUCAGAAAGCUUCUUGGGUCGGUCUACCUCAAGAUAUCAUCUUCGAGCUUAUGGACCGCCUUUCUCAUGAGGACGGGUUUAAUCUCCAAUUUUCGGACCGAAAACUUAAGGAAAUACCAAAGGUUUAUUUUCAGACUCCUAUCAAUCUACAGACCUGCGAGUAUAUGAUACACAACAAGGACAGCUUGAUACGCAUGAAUCCCAGCGUAAUCAAGAAUGCACCCGGCCGAGUCAAGGAGGGAAAUGGCCCUACGCCACAAGACAAGCGUAACAGGGAACAAGUCUGGAGUAACUUCCUAGGAAGCUUCAAGAAACUCUGCAUAUAUGUGGGCCCGGGUCAAUACGCACACUUUGAACACCAGGAAAUGAUUGAAAAGGUUCUCGGCGAGUUUCGAGGGUUCGAAAGUAUUGAGGUGGUGGGGGACUUACUAGAGGCUGAGAGUAGCAACAAGGCUUUUGAAUAUGCGACGAUACAAGAUGGCUACAAAGCAUUACGCGAAUUGCGCCUGUUAAGGAUCGACAUUGCCUCGCUUGAACGUCUGAGUACCAAGUUUCCAAAUCUGGAAAGGUUGUCUUUUGCUGGGUUAGAAUCGAAUAGUGCAAACGCUCUGGUAGAGAAACUCAAAAAGUUGCCAGGGCUGAAGCACGUUGAUAUAAACGAUGUCCCUCCUAGUUCCAAUCAAGCGAGGUUCACUACUUUUGCAGACCACGCGUUUCAGCAAGGGUACGACGGCCUGGGACUUUCAUAUGAGGCUAAAUAUUACAACAUCCAAAACCAUCAUGAUAUAUGGCCAAGAUUGAAAUACAUUCGUCUCUUCACUGAUUCCGGGAAAACAACGAUGUUAUUGCUCCAAGCAUUGAACAGAAACGGUUUGACGGCUUUAGACCUGACCAUAUACGACUAUUCACCGGAGAUCGAAGAAAUUAGUUCAUUCAAGAGUCUGGAAAAGUUGACACUGCGAAUUCUGCCUUCUACUCCAAUCUCUUUUGACGAUCUUGAGAGGCUGAAGAAACUUCAUCUUCUGCGUGAGCUGGAAGUUGCGUAUUAUGAUAGAAGAUGGAAGACAGGCAUUAGCAUCUUUUACGACUUCCCCCAAAUCGCAGCCAGAGGAAUGAUUAAUGGCAUUGACCUUGACAAAUUUAGAAGAUUUCUUAAUGCAAUGAAAAGCCUGCGAGUGUGGCAAGUCCAAUGGCCCGAGGAAUGGAACGACAAUCCUGAAGUUCUUGAGAUGAUAGUUCGAGAGUCCAAUCUUCUCAAGUUCACUAUAAGGUACCACUCUACUGUUGCCAUGUCCCAAGGAAUCGUCGCGCAGGCAGAUCGGUUUACCGACCAUCCAGACGCUAUGAUCCACUGUGUUCAUAUCGGGAAGUUUAUCCGUCCUGCAAACUGGGUCCCCCGUGUGUAA
Talaromyces proteolyticus is the source of this 1428-nucleotide messenger RNA. RefSeq lists its product as uncharacterized. NCBI's taxonomy places the organism in Eukaryota, Fungi, Ascomycota, Eurotiomycetes, Eurotiales, Trichocomaceae. The transcript has a single exon. The record is from RefSeq and is a predicted model, not a curated record. The coding region runs from base 1 to 1428 and encodes 475 amino acids.